GUUCCGUGCGGGCGCGCGGUCAAAUCAAAACAACCUGUCAAAAACACCCCACCGCACCGCAGAUCGCAAACCGCUUCGGAAAAACCAGCAAGGAUAACGGAACGGAGUCAAAGGAAAACUUUCGAUGACAUCAGCCUGGUGGUGGUGAGCGCAAUAAAGGAUAUUCUCAGCGAAAGGACUUUCAGUGAGGCUCCGGAGAGAGAACGAUAAUGUUGUAAGUGGCAGACUUCGUUUGGGAGGAUUAUUGUGCAGUAGUGCGGAGGUGCUUCUCCUUCUUUUUGAAGUGUGUCGGAAGAAAAUUCCCAAAUUGGCCACCGGAUUGGCACCGUGCGCGACCCGAAUUGGUUGGUAAUGAAAGUUCGAACGGUGGUGCGUCCGUUGCCGUAUUGCGUUAGCCGCGUUCGAAUGGCCAAGGGCCGGAAAAACUGCCAGGAUUCGAAGGUUCCCUUGGGCCAGACGAAUUUUGCUCGAUGCUAGUGGAAUAAUUUUUGCAGCAGCAAGAAUUCCACCAGCAGUGUAGAGAGGAAGAGAGGAGAGAGCGAAAGGAUUCCAGCAAGAUAAACCUGUAUUUGUGGCAACACUGUAUAAAACGGCAGAGAAAGAGCAGUGGAAGAGCGCGAGAGCAAAUUACACACCAACAGGACGAACGAGAGAAGCAAAACUUACGGGAGGAAAACCUGGAAGCACUCCAAAUGCAUCCUGAAUAAAUAAUUUGACAGAUUCCGCGGAACUGAUAGACGACAAGAAAGACGCAAAGUAGAAGAUUAGGUAUCCAGUCCUUUACGCUUUUGGAAUCCCAAGUUCGCUAGCCACUAGGUAGUAGAUAUUAGAAUUAACCGAAAAAAAAUUAAAGGGUCCAGCCACAUUAAAAGUAUGAUCGAUGAAAUCGUGGAUCGAAUCGUACAGUUCUUCUCCACCGGACUGGUGGAGAAAAUCAUCAAAGCGUUUCUGGUCCUGUGUGACCGCUUCGUAAGCUUCAUCCUGUCCCUGUGCGAGGGCAACAACUACAAGAAGAAGGACGAAACGGUGGACGUGCUGUACAGUAGCGGGAACUUUCUCGUCAUCAACAAGAAGCACGACUUGCUCAUCAAUUCGAACGAUACGAAGAAGAAAACGGUCCAAACCAUCAUGCGGAAGCAGUUUCCGGAAUACGUACAGGACAAUCUGACGCACGACUUCUACUUCGCUCACCGGUUGGACUUUGCCACCAGUGGGAUUCUGUGCAUACCACUGAACAAGAACGCCUGCAAGGAGGUCUGUCAGGUGUUCGAGGAGCAACGGGCUCGGAAGUACUACCUGGCGCUGCUGCGAGGUCAUACGGACUUUGACGAAGAGGUGAUCGAUAUUGCGAUUGGUGAGUGCGAGGACAUCCGGUUCAAGGACACUAGCAAGAAGAUGUGCACCAUCCUGGAGGAUGAACUGUGCCAAAAUCCCCGCCGCAGCAUCACCAAAGUGCUGGUGCUCGAUCGAGGCUACUACAACGGGAAGCCGGUCACCAAAGUGCUCUUGCGACCAAUCACCGGCCGGCGGCACCAGCUGCGGCUACACUGCUCCCAGAUAGGGCACGUGAUCGUCGGUGACUAUACGUACAGUCUGAAAAUCGACACGUCGCCGCCGCGUAUGUUUCUCCAUGCCUUCCGCCUAGUGCUGCCCAAUUCGUUCGAGAACAUCGACAUCCAAACGGAGGACCCUUUCACGGAGAAGGCCCUCAAGUACAAAUGGAAGGUCGUCGAGCAGGUGAACGCUGUUGGGAACGCGUUCGAUCUGAUAGAUUCUUUUUAACAUUUGUGGGAACCAUGUAGUUAUCAACUGCGUAGGAAUCGCACGUUUACGUUUCGGUUGGAGCAGUUUCGUCGGCGGUUAAAUGUAAAUAUUCGAUCGAUUUCGCGAAUUUACUCGCUUUAGGUUCUAGCGUCGUCCUCUUCUCGCUGUUGAAAGCGGAAAUGGUUCGGUGUGUAUCGACGACGAAAAGCAUCAACCACAAUCCCUGGGACCCGUUGGGGUGGAUCCGGGACGGAGAGGACGGCACGCUUAGAUUUUUCCUGAAUCCGUGGAAUUCUUUACUUAUAGUAAACCAUUUAGACGUAUUAUGUAAAUUGUAUGACGAAGAAUAUUCGACGUAUGGCAGCGCGCGCCCAAUUCAAAUCCAACAUGUAGCAUUUUUAAGAGAUAUGGAACGGUUCAGUCCCUCCGCGAUUUGGGCGGGAUACGUACAAGACCGCGAACACAAGUGAUAGAAGCGCAGACACACUUCGAAUAAAGGUGGAAAAGAUAAAAGGGACUUGUUCGGCCACAUUCACACUAUUGAGAAUCCGAUAACUAGUUACACAUUUGAUCUUAUUAGUUGAAGGUUUAGAAGUAUUUAAUUAACGAACGAAUUCAAAAGCCCUCUAGAUUACAGGAGAAGGUGUCAACGACAGACUUAGAGAUGAAAUAGAUAGUGAUUUAAUUUUCCAAAUAAAUUCUGAAUCGCUCUGGUGCCGGUGUCGUUGGCGUUUGUUGAACAUUUUUGGCUUCUAGUGUGCUAAUCGUGGCUGGCUGAUUCAUUGUCGGAUACUGUUUUAGGAAAUUUUCCAUCUUUAUCUACUUGGCAUUACUUUCCCACUGGCCUUCUUUUCAGGUAGUGUUGUAAUAUUUUGCAUUCGUAUAGCGUGUGGCACUGUUGUUGGAAAUAUUCGUGCUCAUGUUGACCGGUAGUAGGAAUUUAGAC
Molecule: messenger RNA, 2710 nt
Organism: Aedes aegypti (yellow fever mosquito)
Lineage: Eukaryota; Metazoa; Arthropoda; Insecta; Diptera; Culicidae
Product: RNA pseudouridylate synthase domain-containing protein 1
Exons: 4
Coding region: 874-1782 (302 amino acids)
Biological process (GO): pseudouridine synthesis
Molecular function (GO): pseudouridine synthase activity; RNA binding
Source: RefSeq, a predicted model, not a curated record